This is a messenger RNA of Lodderomyces theae, 2301 nucleotides long. RefSeq lists its product as uncharacterized. The record is from RefSeq and is a predicted model, not a curated record. Gene Ontology annotation, molecular function: RNA polymerase I transcription regulatory region sequence-specific DNA binding; RNA polymerase I general transcription initiation factor binding. The transcript has a single exon. Gene Ontology annotation, biological process: nucleolar large rRNA transcription by RNA polymerase I. NCBI's taxonomy places the organism in Eukaryota, Fungi, Ascomycota, Pichiomycetes, Serinales, Debaryomycetaceae. The coding region runs from base 1 to 2301 and encodes 766 amino acids. Gene Ontology annotation, cellular component: RNA polymerase I core factor complex.
AUGUGGCCACAUAAGUCAGGACUUGGUGUUCGACUAAGCUACGGUGUUUCUGGAAAUCCAAAUGUUGAGAUCAAAUCACUGCCAAGUGCAAGUGCAAUCACAAAUAAUGAGUUGUAUCCGAUGGUUACUUUUCCUCGCAAAGAGGGACAAAGAGGCGAGGAUGGAUACUUAAAUGAAGUGGCAUGCAAGUCCCUACUAAAGAAACCACUAAACCAUUGCGUUGGCGAGCUAUACAAAUCAUCUGCUAAUAAUAUCUCAGUUGGAUUUGAUGAUGCUGCAUCAGCUUCAGCCAGUGUACCUUACAAGAUCAUAUCCUCGUAUGAAUUGGAAACCAAGGCUAUCGACUCGGUAAUUGCCUAUGAUCCAGGCUUUGGUGAUAUCGUUCAAGCAUUCAAAAUCAAACCACAAUCUCAAAAUGAAUUGCUCAAUGGGCUAGCUCACAUCACAGGUGAGUCAUUGUCGGUCUUGAGUCUAUCAAUUGUAAUUCAGGAUGGCGAUUCGAUGAAGCUCUCAAAAGCAUAUGAAGUGGAUUUUCUAGCUCAAGUGCGACAAGUUGUAGUGGCUGAAAAUGAAGACAAAGACAGGUUGAUUAUCCUUGUGAGAACUCGAGUUAAGGUAUAUGUGACUACUUGCAAAUUAUCACGCUAUUCAAACUCCUCCAAAUCGGAUCCAAGUUUCAAAUUGUCCAUCAUAAAAGAAAUUUGUUUAGAAAAAUUGAGCCGGUCGACGUUUGCUGAUGUGGCUGUUUGUCCGGUUGAUGCUCGAAAAUUCGCCACGAUUGACAUAGAAGGUAACUUAUCGGCAUGGGCAAUCAACAAAAAUAACGAUAAAGUGCUGCUAUUAAGCAGUGAUGAUUUGCAAUUACCAAUCACAGAUGCCAAAAAUUUGUCAAAUUGGCUACGACUAACAUGGUUGUCUAAUCUCAAUAGCAUUAUGAUUUCUACAAGAACAAAGAUGUUCCAAUAUGAUUUUGACAUGCCGGUUCGAAAGAUUUUGAUUACCUCUGACACUUGGUCGAGAACUCGAGAUAUAGUAUGCGUUGGGGGUAUGAUCUUCUACUUGACGUCGAAGGAGUUGAUUUGGUUACGAUGUGAAGCAAAGGUCGAGAGGCUACUAUCGUGGAAACAUUUCUUGAACGAUAAUGAUCCAUCGCUAAAGUUAUCGGUGUACGCCAAAGAUGAGAAGUACUUGUUAUUCAUAUAUUCACAAGUUUCUCCAGUGGUAUUAAUGUACACCUUUGGGUUUGAAAAUACUAUGCCAUGUAGUUUGAGAGAUCCUUACAUGUUACAAAGGCUGAAUGCAGCUGGCUUGAAGCAAUUGAUACCCUUGAAUAUGGAUGAUACUAGCGAUAUCGUUUUUCUCGAGUUGUCCGCAUCACUACACUUACAGCAGCGGCGUUUACAGUUUGGUCCCUUGUCCCAACAUCCAAGCACAAUAGAAGAACAAUUUGAAGACAAUGACAACAAAAGAAAGAACCACAAACAUAAAUCGCACCACUUGAAAAAGCUUCACGCGGCGCUUGUUCAAGCAAGUUCGACUGGUGAAGAUGAGGAGCUGGUGGUAGCGAUUCAGCAAUAUGCGUCGCGGUUAGGUGCAUCACUUGAAGGGAAAGAUGCUCAGAAACAAAACAACACUGGCUAUAGAUCGUUAUUGGAGGUUGAUUACCGAGCACCAUUUGGAAUCUCUGAUCUUAGCGAGUUGGAUGAUAUGAUUGCUGAGUUGGAGGAAAGUCCACUAACGGAGAAUAUAAAUAUCAAGAGUUUUAUCAAUAAUGCAUUCAUACAAAGAAAUGGGUUUAUCAAAGUUGCACAAGCGCAGACACAUAUCGUUGACAUUCAUGCAUUGCUACAACGCGUUUUUGGAGGGUGCAAUGCUGCAAACUCCAUAACAAACUCAGCGAUCUUGCUAGGGUUGUCCCUAAUAAAGUUUCAAGCUCAAACAAAUCAAUUUGAAUCCGCAUAUGAAACUGCAAAAGCCGCGUCUCAUAAACACGUUCGAAAUGUACUAAACGAGUGGGAUGCCCCCUCGUCAUCUCAAACGGAUCAUCAACUUGCUUCACAACUGUACAAUGCCUCGCAAAGUGUUCCCCUGUUAAAGUCCAGCCAAAUAGAACCCACGCAACCCCCAAAGCUUUCGCAAAGCACCAGUUCACAGCUUGGCGACUUUUCAAAGCCAAACUCCAAAUUCGCAUCACAACAAAGAUCACAAUCGCGAUUGGGAGACGCUCUUCGUAUAUCAUCCCAACGUAGCAGUCAAGGUGGAUCACAAGCAAAAAGGAGGAAAAAGAAAGGUGGGUUCUGA